Molecule: messenger RNA, 2619 nt
Organism: Closterium sp. NIES-65
Lineage: Eukaryota; Viridiplantae; Streptophyta; Zygnematophyceae; Desmidiales; Closteriaceae
Source: the annotation of a GenBank genome assembly
AUGUGGAGGCUGUCUCGCGCUGUAUUUAGAUCACCAUGCCACGCGCCGUAUCGGUUAUCGGAGCCGUUAACAGCCGCUGCUGGGGAGACAUGGACUCGCAUAACCGCUUCGGUUACUGACGCUCCUUUCAUCCUUCGUAACAUCAGGCUUGUAUCGAGCAGUCUACGUGAGUCCGCGUCCGCAUCACCAUCAGCGCCGAAGGCGUGCGUAACACCAUCAGAUACCGAUGCAGGGAAGCCUCCAGACGCUAGCAGCCAUGGCUGCAGCACCAGCACUCUCGAAGACGGCAGUGACACUGCCAGCGGCGUCAGACAAAGCAGCAGAGAUAGCACUGGCAUUAGAAGCUGCUGCAGCAGCAGCAGCAGCAGCAGCAGCAACAGAAGCAGCGGUGGAGAAGUGUUUGACGUGGCAAUCGUUGGCGGAGGUCUCAUUGGUGCUGCUGCAGCAUGUGCACUCUCAACCAGUCGAUUCACACGAGACCUCCGCAUCGCUCUUAUUGACGCUCUCCCUCUCAGCCAAGCACCACGACCUGCCUCCCACAGCAGCAGCACGCCUUCUGUUGGGGCAAUGCAAAGUUCAGCUCCUGAUGCGCGAGUGAUCGCCGUGAAUCCGUCAUCCAUCGACUUCCUCAAGCGUGUGGGCGUGUGGGAUGACAUUGCAUCUGACACAGUCCGUGCUGCUCCGUUCCAGCACAUGCAGGUGUGGGACUUUGCCGGGCCAGGAUUCAUUCGCUUCAAUGCAUCUGCGAGCCAUCUACCAUAUCUAGGGUACAUAGUAGAGAAUAAACUGAUCGUCAGCAGCCUUCUUCGGAGAAUACAGGACCAUACCUCCGUGUCCCUCAUUGCUCCAACGAAGCUCCAAACCAUCAACUGGCCAAGGCCUUAUGACUCCGCCAGUGUCACUCCCUAUUCAGUCACAUCAGAACCAGGGUCUCUCGGUCCUAAGGCCAGCAGCGGGAACAAGGAUGGUGGUGGGGAUGGGGAUGGCUUAGCAGAGAUCCACUUUGAAAGCUGCCCACCCAUUCGAGCAAGGCUUGUGAUUGGAGCCGAUGGUUCUCGAUCACGUGUCCGCUCCCUCGCACACCUCCGCACCAUCGGAUGGCCGUACCACCAGCGAGGAGUGAUCGCGACCGUCGAUCUCGCUUCCCCCAGCAUCACAGCCUGGCAGCGGUUCCUCCCUUCAGGCCCUCUCGCCCUCCUCCCGCUGGGGGAUCACUUCAGUAAUGUCGUGUGGUCGACCACCGAAGAACACGCCCUUAAGCUACAAUCCAUGAGCCCUGAGGAAUUCGCAUAUGCAGUUAAUGAGGCGUUCAGUAAAGAGUUUCCAGCACAUGGGCUCUCUCAAGGGGGUUUAAAGCUGCCUUCUGUGCUUCCCUCUGCUGCUUCUGUUGCUGGUGCUGGUGCUGCUGCCGCCGCUGCUGCUGCCGCUGCUGCUGCAGCUGCGGGAGCUGUUUCUGCUGCUGGUGCAGCAGCAGCAGGGAACUCACUUACUUCUGCUAUUGCAUCUGCAUUCUCCCUACAAUCAUUCUUGAGACAAUCUCCCUCUAAUCCCCUCUACAGUUUUAGUGAUACGGACAAGUUUAGUAUGCCUCCGGAAGUUUUAUCGGCUCGAAGCAAGGUUCUUUCGUUCCCGUUGUCGCUACAGCAUGCCGGCUCUUAUGUUGCACCGAGAUGUGCUCUUGUGGGGGAUGCAGCACACACGGUGCAUCCUCUGGCAGGACAGGGAGCCAACCUGGGAUUCGGGGAUGUUGCGGCACUUGUAACAGUGCUGGAAAAACUGGUGGAAGUUGGAGAGGACAUUGGAGAGGAGGCUGUUGUGAAGAAGCGGAAGGUGAUGGUGGCACUUGAUGGCAGCGAGUUUAGCCGCCAGGCGUUCGACUUCGCCGUCGCAAAGAUCUUCCGACCGGAGAAGGACCUGGUGGUGCUGUUCAACGUCCGAGCUGCUAGCGGCGAUGCUGGCGCUGAGAACCCUAUUCUGGAGGAGUAUAAGAAGCUGGCGGAGGAGAAAGAAGCACCAAAGGUGUUCCCGCGCAUCGGAACCCGCGACCCCUACAAGCGCCUCGGGCUCGGCCGCGACGCGUCGACGGAGGAGAUAACAGAGGCGAAGAACUACCUGGUGGAGGAGUACAAGGGCCACGAGCGGAGCCGCGAAGCCAUCGAGGAGGCGUUCGACAAAAUUAUCGCGGAGAAAUUCAGAGAGCGACGGAAGUCCAAGAUCAACCUGAAGGCGGAUCUCAAGAAGAAGGUGGCGGAGGCACCGCCCUGGAUCCAGGCGCUCAUCGACAUGGUGGAUGUGCCCAAGCCGGCGGUGAUUGCGCAGCGUGGAGUGCUCUUUGCUCUCAUCGCCGUCUGGAGUAUCAUGAACCCCGCCGAGGGUGGCCCAGCCUUCCAGGUUGCGGUGGCUCUGGGUCUCUCAGUGUACCUCAUCAACGAGCGGCUCAAGAGCAUUACCAGAGCACUCAUUAUCGGGUUCGCCACGCUCGUGGUUGGCUGGAUCACCGGCUCUUUCCUUGUGCCGUUCAUCCCGGAGGGUAUUUUCCCUGGCUUCUGGAGUCUUGAGCUCGGCACUUCCCUUGUCACCUACGUCUUCCUCUGGUUCUCCACCACCUUCCUCAAGUGA